AUGCCAGAUAUCAACAAAGACUUUCUGUGGCAUUUUUCUUCCCCUCCUCGAUACCGGCACAGUUUUGUCGCCCCUGCAAGUAAACCUUUGCCAGCUUUUGGUGGUCAGUCAUCACGAAAUGAUUCGCCAGUAAAAGUUCAGAAAAUAAAGAGGUCCUUCUCAGAAAUCAGACAACGGCCAGCGUUAUAUGACUACUGGACCAAAAAGUACAGUGGUGCUACAUUGUCGCAGUCUUUCCUGCAUAAAUGGAACAGCAAUGGUGACGACAAGCUACUUACCUACAACGAGGCUGAAAAAAAAAAAAUUCUUUGUAAUCCAUGGUACUCUGUAAAUAAUGAGGGGUUCAAGCAACAAAAAAGCCAAAGAUCCAGUCAUGAUUGUACGGCUCUGAUUGGACACAAUGGAGCCCAAGAGAAAAAGCGGAAAACUAUUUUAGAAAAACUCCGUUGGAGAGAUGAUAUAAAUGCCGUCAGGAGCAUCCCAUCACCGGAAACUGUUCCCUUAGUGUCAAAAAUAAAACAACCAUACAUUAAUUUGCCACAUCCAAACUCCCACAAACAAUUACCCCCUUAUGAUUGCGACAACUUUCGUGCUUCUACAAAUAGAAACCGAACUUGCGGUGUGAAAUCGCUGGAGUAUCGAGCAGCGUGCCGGUUACGCAGAGUUCCCUCUUUUUACCAAAAAACUACUUUCUCUACAAAUUCAUGCAAAUCAAACAACGAUCAAUAUUGUAAAAAUACGAAUAAAAUUUACAACUCUGAGCAGAAUGAAGCAGAAAAUAAUUCAGUAACUGAGAGCUAUCGUUUCUAUGAUUCAUUGCCGAUAUCUGUUUCUACAAGAUGUAUAAAUUCCUCUGAAGUGAAAAGUAGUGAUUCCGUCAACCAGAGUCAAUUUCCCGCUGGAACCGAGUGUUGGCCUGUGACAAUUAAGGUAAACUGUGGUAUCAAAAUUCCACGUAUUAGUCUGUCGGACCAUCUUGAACUUAAACCAAAAAAAAGAACUCACGACAGAGAAUUAGAAACGCCUUUUAAUUGUGAAAAUGAACGAUACAACUUUGGUGUGAAUAUACAUCAGAUUACCCAACAAACUUCGACGUCUGAAAAUCGACCGGAAGAAGAAGCAUUUCCUAAGCAACUGAGAAAAGCAAAUUUACAAGUGAAGCCGUUCGAAAUCACAGAAUUGACUAGUAAAGGCCGAAGUUUCGAUAAAGCGAUACAAGACGGCUUUAUUUUGCGUAUUGGUUCUGAGACGCAUCCUGAAGAUAAAAAAGUAAUAUCUCCGCGAUACGACAAUAAAGAAGCGAGAGAUGACCGCCUGAUCCAAGGAGAUGAUAUAAAACAAUUCUCUCCGACCAAUGGAGUAGUUAUUCGGCCCCGAAAGCAGGCUAAUGAUAAUCUUCCAAGAAAAUUAUUUGAGAGCAGUGAUAUGCCUCUCGUGAUGCCCCUUUCAAAAUCUAGAAGUUGGACUGCAGACAAGAAAGUACAAAGUGAUACGUUACCUGUAGAACAAACUAGUGAUAAAAAUCCGCUUAAAAGAAAUUAUUCUCUUUGUCGAAUAAGGCAUAGUCGUAGCUCCACCAACAAAUCAUCCUUACCGCCAAAUAUUGGAACGGAAGUUGGUGAGGAUAAAGGAGAAAAACAUGCCAGAAUACCAAAACGG
Messenger RNA from Enterobius vermicularis (human pinworm), 1659 nucleotides. The record is from the annotation of a GenBank genome assembly. Lineage: Eukaryota; Metazoa; Nematoda; Chromadorea; Rhabditida; Oxyuridae.